AUGAGUGGGCUCUUUAAGCUUGACAUCGAUGAUGAUAUUUGGCAGGACAUAGAUCUCGAUGAUGAUGAGACCAGUGCUGAAGUGCCGUGCUGGCUUGGUGAUGAGACUGUUCAUGCUGGAAUUAAGGCAAUGCUUGUGCUCGACUGUUGCAUGGAAGAAGAGAUGAGCCUAUGUGAGGAGCGUUAUGCCAUGCAAGAGUGGCUGAAUGAGGAACGGGAAUGCAUCCAACACGCACGACACCAUGCAGCUGAAGCGACUGACCACAACAUGGCUCAAGUCUACACCAUCCCUAGUGAUCGUCCGAUGCCAGCUUGCUGGGGGUCAUUGGAGAGAGAAUUGCUAGAUGCAGCAAUCUAUGAGGCAGUGGGACAGUGGAAUGAGGGUGGAGCAGGUGCAGAAACCCUGUCAGUGGCUGAUGAAGAUGAUGAUGACAUGCUUUGUGAUUUUGGUGAUUUAGGUGGUGAUGACCAGGAGGAUGAGCUGUUAGAUGCACUGGAGUCAGUUGCAUUGAGUGAUGCCUAUCACUCUAAUGACUUCCUUGACAUCAUGUCAAGUGCUGUUGGCAAUGAAGGCCUUGAAAGUGACCUUCAUUUGUCCAAUGAGACCUGGUCACCUCGUAAAUGGCGAUUUGUAGAUUAG
Molecule: messenger RNA, 639 nt
Organism: Laetiporus sulphureus 93-53
Lineage: Eukaryota; Fungi; Basidiomycota; Agaricomycetes; Polyporales; Laetiporaceae
Exons: 3
Coding region: 1-639 (212 amino acids)
Source: RefSeq, a predicted model, not a curated record